This is a messenger RNA of Zootoca vivipara (common lizard), 5013 nucleotides long. It is a transcript of the gene PAIP2B, whose product is annotated as poly(A) binding protein interacting protein 2B. Gene Ontology annotation, cellular component: cytoplasm. The record is from RefSeq and is a predicted model, not a curated record. Gene Ontology annotation, molecular function: mRNA regulatory element binding translation repressor activity. Lineage: Eukaryota; Metazoa; Chordata; Lepidosauria; Squamata; Lacertidae. Gene Ontology annotation, biological process: negative regulation of translational initiation.
GCAGGCACACCCCAGGCCUUCUCCAAGGAGGAGCCUCUCCUAUCUGGCAGAUGCAGGAGUUUUUUCUGCCUUGGGGUGCCUCGUCCAGUUUAUCCAACCUGAUUUUCAGCACUCCAGUUCUGCUUCUGGCCAGCCAAUUUGCGGAUUACAUUGUUGCCUUUCCGCCUGCAUUUUGCGCCCCCCCCCCAGCAGAGAAGAGGAGGGGCUCCUGAACACUGAGUUUGCAAAGGGCAUCCCACCCGAAGGGACUAGUGGUUGCGCUCUGCUCCUGAAGCAUGGCCACGCUUUCUCUUGUAGGCACAGAGGGAUAAUUUCAAGAGCCUUGGGGGCUGGUCCUCUAGGGGUAACUUUGUGGUCAGUGCUUGGCAGCAUAAGUGCUUCCUUGGCUGUGCUGCCUGCCCUUUACACAGAUUGUCAGUGAAUGAAGCUACUGCCCCUCUCUCCCCAGUUCCUUGCCCUGACACCUGAAAACCAGCUUGGUCCGACUUGUUUUCUGGUUUUGCAAUAGAUAGUUCAGGCUACGUAGUCCCAAAGAUAAAGAGCACCAAGGGGGGUGGGGCAUUGUUGGGAUUUAGUUAUGCCAGUUUCUGAGUUUUCGUGCACAGAGCUCUUCCUCAGGCACCCUGUAUAAUGAAGAAACAUUCCUUUUCCCACGUCAGCUAAACCUGGAGGAUUCUCCCCAGCCUUUUGCAUCUGUGAACUUUGGCAUGGGGGGGGGCAACCAUUCAGAGUGGAGCUCAGUGGGAUUACUUGGACUUUUCCUUCGGUAGCAGUUCUCUUUUUGAGACCUGGUGGUUGGGUCUUUCUUAACACCUGAGCAGACUGAACAGUGUCUGGGGGGGGGGAAUACAGCAAUGCUUUCUCUUAAGGCCAGACAAGGAAAUGCUUCUGAAGUGUUUCUUUGGCCAUCUCCAUAUUGAAGCUUGGCACACUUAUGUGAGUCAUUCAUAGACCACUGUUUGCUCCUGCCUUCUGUGGGUUAGAGGUGGAUUUGUGGACUGGGGAGGAGUGAAAGACUAGGAGGUCUGCUGACCUUAGAAUCUCUCUCAGCUUUGUGGAUCUGCCAUUCUUUCAGGGCAGGGGUGCAUUCCACUUCUUGCAGCUGUUGGGUCCAUUUUUUUUGCUUCUCCAUGAGAUGGGUGGAUUUGAUGGAGUUCAGGUUCUCUUUUCCUCGGAUAUCAUGCCCUUCUGGAAGCCAGCACAGAUCCUUUGUGAAUGAGGACUAUGGUAGAGCUGCAUGUCUGGAGUCAGCGCUGUUCCUUGAGCUCUUGUGACUGGCAGGCGUUUCACGUGUUGGUGUUUGCCAGCAAGCCCCAGUCCGAGGGGUGGGGUAAGGUGCUGUGGCAUGAGCUGGGAGAGGCUUAGCCUCUGUUUUGGUGCCUGGCACCAGCUUGGAUGCUGCUGCUUCUGGGAGGGGAUACCCAUAUCCAAUUAGGAAUCAGUCCUUGCGCAGCCCGACACUUGCCAAGCCAGAAAAACUUGUACUUUGUUCAGCACGCACCAAAGGGGCCCCUGAGCAAAGCGUGUGUGUCGGACAGGUUUGCAAGGGCAAGCCACAACAGUGUGGGAACGCUGGCGGCUUCUGGGCCUGUCCAGAAAUAAGAGGUGGGGAAAGCAUUGCAAAUUCUGGGCUUCAGAAGUUCCAGAGCGAAGAUCAUUGGAGUAAGCAGUGCUCAUCUGACUAACUUGUGUUAAUAUCCUUCAGGCACCCGUUUUUUUGCAGAUUUGACAAGGGCUUUUCUAACCAAGAUAAAACACCAUAUUUUUCUGGGAUCAGGGCCUAAUGAUGGAGUUUCUAGCCUUGAUGAAGUCUGAGUGGAGCGUUUAACUUACCCAGCUCUUGUCUGUUUCAAAUGGGACAGGUGUAUGAGACCUUUCUAGUCGUGCCUCUGCUACAGUAGCAGAAGAUAGUUUUGCUCCCUAAUUAUUCUUUUGUGGCUUUUAUCAUGGAAUAUCACAGGAGAAUUGCGUGUUUUUUAGAUUUGCUUUUUAUUAGUCCAGCAAAACUUUUUUUUUAGGGGAUGAUGCUGUUUUUACAGAAAAGGUUACUGCAGCAAACUGAAUAAAUUUAAAAAAUGCAGCAAACUGAGCAGCUGCUGAGAUGCAAAAGGACUUUAUAAUGAAGCAACUUUCAUGUCGGUAUAAUGUGACUGACAAUCUUUUGGUCAUCUGCUGUAUCAGACCUGUCAAAUAACCUUUUGCUUUGGGGCCACUUCUUGCAACAGUAUCUUAUUCCGUAAUGAUGAAUGGUUCCAGCGUGGCAAACACGACCACGACUGCCACCACCCCUGCAAAAUCCAAGGAGGACCAGGUAGUGAACGGGCAUGACGAGAAGGAGAACAACCCCUUUGCCGAGUACAUGUGGAUGGAGAACGAAGAGGACUUCAACCGGCAGGUGGAGGAGGAGCUUCAGGAGCAGGAAUUCCUCGACCGCUGUUUCCAGGAGAUGCUGGAUGAAGAGGACCAGGAUUGGUUCAUCCCGUCCCGUGACCUGCCCCAGGGCAUUGGGCAGCUUCAACAGCAGCUGAACGGGCUCUCGGUCAAUGACAACACCCACAGCCACGUAUCGGAAGACAUUUUGAGCAAAAGCACCUUAAACCCUGACGCCAAGGAGUUUGUCCCCGGAGUGAAGUACUGAACCUUCUUGCAAAGACAAUUUCUUUUUGCCCUGGGUGGGGGUGGGGGGUGGGGCAGCGGGACCCGCAAGCAGCAGUGGGGCAAAUAGACUCCUGGUGGGCAAAUCGGUGGGACUCUUUACGCUACUUCAUCCCUCUUUUUCUUGCUGCGUCGGGACACUUUGAGACAAACUGACGAGAAGGAAUGCCCACCACAGGACUCGACACAGAUCCAGACGGGUCACCUCCUUGGUUUUUCUUGGUUCCCCCCUUCACCUUUUCCUGUUUAACAGCAGUCAGCCUAGCCUGACCGUCAGCAGGGUCUCCUGCCCGCCCGCCCGCCUCCUCCUCCCCCCCACUGGGCAGCCCCUUCGCUGGGCAUGCUUGGACACUUUGCAGGCCCUGCUGCGUGGUGGGGAAAGGCCUCCCGGACGUCUCUCCUUGGUGGAAGUUCUCAAGCAGGGCAGGCCAGCCCUGCCGCCAGCCAGCCAGCCCGGUGCUUCUGCUUCUCCUCUUCUGUCUGGCUUUGGAGCACCUCCCUUCCUCUUGCCCUCUCUUGCAAUUCCAGCAGGCGGGGCUGCAGCUGGGUGGGCCUCAGCCUGCAAAGUGACCUCUCCAACCACCAAACCCCUGGGGGUCUUGAAGGCAGGGGAGCCUGAGGGCUUGGGGGAGUUGGCUCGAACCUCAUCCCCCACCAUUUGCAAGCACAUGGCCUCCCACUGAGGAGGCAGGGUGGUCCCAGGAUGUCCACAGAGUUUUUGAGGCACGAUGAACCAUUUCCUGGUCUUCUGCAUCACUGUUUUUCUCUCUCAGCUUUCCUAUCCUCCUCCUCCUCCCUGCUUCGGCCCCCAACUAAAAUAAUUGUAAUCAGGAACGACAGGGUACAUUUUCUCCACCUGGCAGCUGCUUGAUCCAAUGCAAACAAAGGACGCCUCUCUCCCUGAGGAGGGAGACUUUGGGCUCUUUGCCACUCCUGCCCAGGAGCCUUAGGCAGAGGGGGUUUCUGAUUCCGGCAGGUUUGUCUAUUUUCUCCAACUGAGCUCAGUUCCCGCGACAUCCUAGCUGCUGAGACGUUUGGGGAACUGCAGUUGGGCUCAUCUGCGGACCAGAAAAAACAGGUGGGCCACACCAGCCGAACGGGCCCUAAGCAGCUUGCAGAAAUCCAGGCACACCCAACAGCACAGAGGGAGCUUCUCCCCAUCCUCUGGGCUUCUGGGUUGUCCGGUAUCUGCCACCACCUUCAGCAAAAGACCCAAGACAAUACCAUGCUCUGCAUCUAACCUGGGAGAGCAGGGAAGGAGAGCUAGGCAGGAGCUUGGAAAACUUUCCUAUCUCACCCCACCCCUACUGCCAGGGGUCUUUUUAUCCAAGCUUUGUCUCUUUCCAGGGUUCCCCCAUGGAGGGAAAAUUGUGAGGGAAUAUUUUGGAGUUGCUGGGGGGAUUUUUACAGCAUGAGCACACCUAGCUUCAUCUGCAAAAAAAGGGGGGCAGUAGUUCUCCAUCAGCAUUGCCAGUUCAGCUAGCCCAGUUCAUGAGCUCCUUGGCUUAGCCCUCUUGCUUUCUUGGGGGCCAUGGGAAGAACACCCCUCUCAUGGCCUUGUGGGACAGCUGCAGUUCAGCCAGUCUGGAUCCAGGUCCCCAAAGCAAGCUGCCAGGAGACGGCGGGGCAGAGACCUUCACUGCCAAGGAGGGCAGCCAGCUUGCCCCCUUCCUCGCUGUUUAAAAUCUGGCUCCUGUUGAAUACAUAGGGUGCCCCCCACCAAGUCUGACUUUUUUUUUGCGGAGAGACUGACAGAAGGGAUCCAGCAGGGAGCCUGUCCUCUUGCAGUUGCAAGUGAAAAAGCAGCUUAACCGUGGAGCUAUAUGUACAUCAAGAUCCCUUCCCCAGAUUCUUUCCAUGGAUUCCCAAUUGCAAAGGCGUAUCAAGUGUCAAUCUACAUUGGAGCAGCUUGUCUUGCACAGCUACCUGACUUGUUGGAGCAUGAGCAGAGUUCUCCACUCCAAACUCUUUGAGGGGCAGAGGCCAGCCUGGCUUUCAAUGGUCACCUGUCCAUUUGCCUUAUCUGCCUGCAUUUGGCAUUUGUAGAGAAGGGCAGAGGCAGCUGGCUUUGCUCUUGGUCUUGGAGACUUUAAAAAAAAGGGAGAUGGGCAAGUUCUCCAUGAUCCAGAUUUCUUCAAAGCCACGUUUCAGGCUUGCUUAUUUAAAUAAUCAGCAGUAUAAUUGGACAGAGCAAUGUGUGGGGCCAUAUCCUCUCUUCCUCAUUCCCUCCCCCUUUGCUCUUCUCUCUCCCCCCCCCCCACUUGCAAUCUCUGGUUUCUUUCUGAGCAAGUCUUUGCAAUUAUGUUCUGUCCAUUUUUAAAACAAUGCAUUCUUAAAAUAAAUUGGUUUUGAGCUGGG